This is a messenger RNA of Rana temporaria (common frog), 3385 nucleotides long. RefSeq names its product sphingomyelin synthase 1 (gene SGMS1). Gene Ontology annotation, cellular component: Golgi membrane; endoplasmic reticulum membrane. Bases 411 to 1652 code for a protein of 413 amino acids. Gene Ontology annotation, biological process: sphingomyelin biosynthetic process; ceramide biosynthetic process. The transcript has 6 exons. Gene Ontology annotation, molecular function: ceramide cholinephosphotransferase activity; protein binding; sphingomyelin synthase activity. The record is from RefSeq and is a predicted model, not a curated record. NCBI's taxonomy places the organism in Eukaryota, Metazoa, Chordata, Amphibia, Anura, Ranidae.
ACCUUUCUUUCAGGUUCUUCUAGUCUGAGGCUGAAGGCUAUUGCUCUGCAUUCCUCCCUUGUAAUAUGAACCUUGGUUUGUAGGAAGCAUGUUGCUUGCCAUGUGCUUGAGAAUAAUAAUGCUAGCAGAUGUUUUGAAGGCACUUUUCCUCUGGCUUUCUGCUUCAAUUCAUGUUCUCGGCUUUCAAGGGCUCUGAUUUUCUAAAUCUGUGACCAAGUGAUGUAACGUCUUUUAUCCCCAAAAGAAAGGAGACAUGUAAUGUUAUCAACAUCCAUUGGUUUCCUGUUUGAUUCAUAAUCUGAGCUGUACGGCCAAGCCUGUGACAGGAUGAGAAGGUUACACAGAGGACUUGUUGGCUUCAGGAGCAAUUGUCUCGAAUAAGCUGAUACACACACUGUUGUGAUUGGAAAAUGAAGGAGGUAAUCCACUGGUCACCCAAGGAGGUUGCUGACUGGUUAACCAACAGAGGUCUACCGGAAUACUUGGAGACCUUUAAAUCCCUUAAUGGCCAAGGUUUGCUCAGGUUAAGAGAAGAUGACUUUUACAAGCCUCCGCUGUCCCUUGUCUCUUCUGAUAAUGGAAGGCAGCUGUUGGAGAUGAUAGAAACGCUGAAAAUCGAACAUCACAUAGAGGAACACAAAAAUGGCCACGCAAAUGGACAUAUUUACACCAAAGCUGAGAUUAAUUCGAACGAUCAUGCUUUCACCAGCAAAGCCAAGAAGAAUGGUAUGCCAAAUGGAAUCCGCAAGGAAAUGAUCCAAAUUUCUAUGCCAGAGGUGGACCGGUCGCUGUCUUUUCCGAAUGAGUGGAAUAAAACCCUUGUAGCCUUCCUCUAUGCACUUUGCUGUUUUAUGUUCACCACGGUGAUGAUUUCCGUUGUCAAUGAACGUGUGCCUUCCAAGACAGAAGAGGGUCCCCUUCCGGAUGUAUUUUUUGAUCAUUUUGACAGGGUUGCAUGGGCUUUCUCAAUUUGUGAGAUUAAUGGAAUGAUCUUAGUGGCAGCCUGGAUUCUCCAGUGGAUAUUCCUAAAGUACAAAUCCAUAGUUAGCCGAAGAUAUUUUUGUAUAGUUGGUACUCUGUACUUGUAUCGCUGUAUAACUAUGUAUGUUACUACACUGCCAGUUCCUGGAAUGCAUUUCAACUGUUCUCCAAAGCUUUUUGGUAACUGGGAAGCCCAGUCCCGGAGGAUUAUGAAGUUGAUUGCAGGAGGAGGACUUUCAAUUACAGGAGCUCACACUAUGUGUGGGGACUAUCUGUACAGUGGCCACACAGUCAUGUUAACACUGACAUAUAUGUUUAUUAAAGAGUAUUCGUCUCGGCGCUUCUGGUGGUAUCACUGGAUCUGCUGGUGUCUCAGCGCUGUCGGGAUCUUCUGUAUUCUUUUGGCACAUGACCACUAUACUGUGGAUGUUGUUGUUGCUUAUUACAUCACUUCCAGGUGUUUCUGGUGGUAUCACACUAUGGCCAACCAACAGGUGCUGAAAGAUGCUUCCCCAUCAAACCUCCUUUCAAGGGUGUGGUGGUACAGACCUUUCCAGUACUUUGAGAGGAAUAUUCAUGGUGUUGUACCCCGUACCUAUCACUGGCCCAUUCCUUGGCCUUGGUUUCUUGCUAGGCAAGUGAAGUACAGUAGACUGGUCAAUGUGGCAUAAUCACAAUAUGCUGGCAGUGGACUGGGAAGCUCACUGAAGUGCUUAAAACUCUGAGAUGUUGCCAUAAAAGCAAACACCAACACCCCUCUGUAUGUUAAGUUACCUUGACCUUUUUCAGUUAUCUGGUCAACACUGUGAUCAUUUUUUCUCCAAAGGACCCAUGUUGGAAGUACAUGAGAACCAAGAAUUUAACUUAUCAUGCACUGUACAGUUUCCUUCACACGUGGGAAGUACAUUAUCCAUAGCCAUGCUUGUUUGUAUAUGAAGAAACACUGAACAAUAGAACACUGAGAUUUUAUAAUCUACAUUUUGUCUUUUCCAGUCAUGUCUGGGAAUAAACAAUUAUUUUCUUGGGAAAACAAUUUCAUACCACUUACCCUAAAUACUGGGCUCUAAGCCAUUUUCUAACCAGUGUCUCUAUGAAGGCUUUGUUGUACCUGAACAAAUGUAUGCUGCAGUCCCACAUAAUGGGAGGUAUACCGGCACUGGUUGAAGGUGAUAUUUGUUCUUUUUUAAUUAUAUUUUAAUUGUCUCCUUAUUUGAGCAUUUCAAGUGUACCUAAAUUUGAUUUGAUUUCAAUAUUUUUUUUUUUUUAUAUAUAUAUACUUAAAAGUAUUUUUUCCAGUGCUGUGGGACUGCAGCUGUGUAUUUUGCAGACUAUCUGUUGCACCAAUGCUCUACAUUACAAAUGAUACACAAAGAAUGGUUUAGUAAAUAUGAUUUUGUAAAAGAAUCUUUAGCAACCGUGUCAAAAAUAUUAAUUACACUCUGUUGUAAAGUGAUUUUUCUAAGUAUUUCCUACCUUUAUUUUUCAAACUAAUGUUGAUACAGAUAUAUAAAGAUUUUUACAUGUCGGAGAGAAGAUCUAAUAGGGAGAGAGAUUUGUAAAUGUUUCUAGUGCCUUCCUUGUCUUGAAUGUAUGGUUAGUAGGCAGUCUUAAUAAAUUUUUAUUUUAAAGUAUUCCAUAACACACUUGAAGAUGAAAAAGUAUAUAGAUAUAUAAUAUAUGGAAAGGUUAUGACAUAUUUUUGGCAUUCACAUUUAGAAGACACUUUAACUCAGAUUUUCAUUGUUUCGUUUCACCGUAAACAAAAAUAGAAUGUUUGAAGCAAGUCAUAAGUUACAUAUGUUCAUUUUUUUUCUUUCUUUUUUUGUUUUUAAAUUUUUUUUUAAUCUUAAAAAAACAGUAACUAUUCCUUAGCAGUUACAAAUGUUCAUUAUCCCUUGUUAAAGCCCACUGUAGUUUGAUACCAUGCCAUGCAUACAUGUGACACUCCUGGUGGUCAAUUUCUCUGUUUUAUUUGUGCCGAAAAAAUUUGUUAUGGUAUUUUCGCACUAACCAUAUUUAAGAUGAAAAGUAUUUGAUCAUAUGAUUGCCAAUGUACAGGAUAUAGUAGUUUUUUUAAGAAUGAAUAUAAAUAUAUCUAUAACUGAUAUAUAUUCUCGUAUAUAUAUCUGUUCUGUAUUUUCUGUAUAGCAGAUCUUUCUUUUGUGUUUUUUUUUUUCCCCUUUUGUGUAUUCACAAGGUGAUGUUUGUACUGUAAAGAGAACUAUUGGUGAUUUGAAAAUAAAAUGGUUACAAAAACCUAAAAAGCAAAUAGAAUACACUUGAAUUGUGUUUGUGCUUGUAUUCAUAGCCUUACCAUUAAUGCUGGGCAGUAUGGAUCUGAAAUGUCUUUGUCUAUUUAUGGUGUCUACUGUUAAUGACUUAAUAUAAAAAACGAAAAACAAAA